GGACGCAGGGGCUUGGGGUCCAUUUUCGUCUGGGCGUCGGGGAACGGCGGCAGAGAGGGUGAUUACUGCUCCUGCGAUGGCUACACCAACAGCAUCUACACCAUCUCCAUCAGCAGCACCACUGAGAACGGCUACAAGCCCUGGUACCUGGAGGAGUGUGCCUCCACCCUCGCCACCACCUACAGUAGCGGGGCCUUUUACGAGCGGAAAAUAGUCACCACGGAUCUCCGGCACCGCUGCACGGACGGCCACACUGGCACCUCCGUGUCCGCCCCCAUGGUCGCCGGCAUCAUCGCCUUGGCUUUGGAGGCAAACCCCCUGCUCACCUGGAGGGACGUCCAGCAUCUGCUGGUCAAAACCUCGCGACCGGUGCACCUGCGAGCAGCUGACUGGAAGACCAACGGCGCGGGGCAUAAAGUUAGCCAUCUAUAUGGCUUCGGUCUGGUGGAUGCAGAUGCUAUUGUGGUGGAAGCCAAGAAGUGGAAGGCAGUUCCUCCCCAGCACGUCUGCGUGGGAAGCCUGGACAGGGUGCCCAAGUACAUCCGUGCGGACCACGUGCUGCGUGCCAGCACCCUCAGCAGCGCCUGUGCCGAGCACCGCGACCAGCACGUGCUCUACCUGGAGCACGUCGUGGUGCGGCUCAGCAUCUCGCACCCACGCCGGGGCGACCUCCAGAUCAGCCUUGUCUCUCCGGCGGGGACCAGGUCGCAGCUCCUCGCCAGGAGGGUGUUCGACCACUCCAACGAGGGGUUCAAGGGUUGGGAAUUCAUGACCGUCCACUGCUGGGGGGAGCGGGCAGCGGGGGAGUGGACCCUGGAGAUCCAUGACACGCCGUCCCAAGUGCGCAACCCCACGGUGCAAGGGAAGCUGAAGGAGUGGAGCCUCCUCUUCUACGGGACAGCUGAGCAUCCCUACACCACGCUGGGCAGCCCCCCGUCCCGCGGGAGGGCGCUGGAGGUGCUGGCAUCGGAGACGGAGCCCUCGAGAGCUGCCUUCCUGCAGAGCCAGGUUGAGGUGGUGGAGGAGGAGGAGGAGUAUGCGGGUCCGUGCCACCCCGAGUGUGGAGACCAGGGCUGCGACGGCCCCAAUGCCGACCAGUGCUUGAACUGCAUCCACUACAGCCUGGGCAGCAUGAAAGCGGGCAGGGUGUGCGUAAGCUCAUGUCCCGCGGGGUUUUUCGGCGACAAAGGUGGCCGGAGGUGCCGCCGGUGCCACAAGGGCUGCGAGCGCUGCAUCGGGAGGGGACCGACCCAGUGCACAGCGUGCAAGAGGAGCCUCUACCAUCACCAAGAGAUGGGCACCUGCAUGGUGCUGUGUCCGCCUGGGUUUUACGCCGAGGAACGUCAGAAACGCUGUCUGAAAUGUCAUCAAAGCUGUAAAAAAUGUGUCGGUGAAGCAGACAAAUGUACUGCAUGCAAAGAUGGAUUCAGCCUGGCAGGAGAGAGCUGCGUGCCGGAGUGCCAGCCUGCCAUGUACCUCAGCCGAGAGCCCCGGCGGUGUGAGACCUGCUCCGCCAGCACAGGGCCGGGUGAGGAGGACUGUGCCCCUUGCACCCCUGGGGCCUCCGCACCCCACUGGCGCUGCGUCCCCGCCUGCCGUGAGGGUUUCUACCCUGCCAACAGCCACGGGCUGCCCAACAAAGUCUGCAAGAGGUGCGAUGACCACUGCUCAGCCUGCGAGGGCUCCAGUGGAAACUGCCUCAAGUGUAAAGAAGGUUUCAGCCUCCUCGGCGGCUCCUGUGUAACAAAUGAAACCUGCACCAACGCUGACAAGACUUUCUGUGAGAUGGUGAAAUCAAACAAGCUCUGUGAAAAGAAGCUGUUUGUGCAGUUCUGCUGUCAGACGUGUCUUAUGGCCGGGUAA
Eurypyga helias (sunbittern) is the source of this 1863-nucleotide messenger RNA. It is a transcript of the gene PCSK6, whose product is annotated as proprotein convertase subtilisin/kexin type 6. NCBI's taxonomy places the organism in Eukaryota, Metazoa, Chordata, Aves, Eurypygiformes, Eurypygidae. Gene Ontology annotation, biological process: peptide hormone processing. The record is from RefSeq and is a predicted model, not a curated record. Gene Ontology annotation, molecular function: serine-type endopeptidase activity. The transcript has 14 exons. Gene Ontology annotation, cellular component: membrane; cell surface. The annotation marks the transcript as partial.